UUUGGGAGCUGAUGUCUUAGCAUAUAUAAUGAAAUACUGACCCCGAGCACUGCAUACGAACUGAGCUCGUGCAACAGUCAUCACCAAAUCUUGAUUUAAACAGAAUCCUUCACCAUGAAAGUCGUGUUCCUCGUGUGUGUGUUGGCUGCAGUGGUGUACGCCCACCCUCAUGAGUCCCAUUACACGGACAAAUGGGACAACAUCGACCUGGACGAGAUUCUAAACAACAAGAAGAUUCUGGCUUCUUAUGUGAAAUGCUGCCUGGACCAGGGCAAGUGUACACCUGAUGCCAAGGAAUUGAAGUCGCACAUUAAGGAAGCUUUGGAAAAUCGAUGUGGUAAAUGUACCCCAGCUCAGAAGGAUGGUACUCGCAAGGUGUUGACACACCUCAUCAACUACGAGCCAGAAAUGUGGAACCAGCUCUGCGAGAAAUACGACGCCGAAGGCAAAUACAGAAAAAUGUAUGAAGACGAAUACAAAUCCGUUAAACACUAAAUAACUUAUUUCAUGAAAAUAAAGUAUUUUUGAGACCA
Molecule: messenger RNA, 533 nt
Organism: Spodoptera litura
Lineage: Eukaryota; Metazoa; Arthropoda; Insecta; Lepidoptera; Noctuidae
Source: RefSeq, a predicted model, not a curated record